UCAGGGCCUGUUACUGUGUGUGUGUUUCUCCAGACACAAGACUAAUGUGUUUUGUCUCUUCCAGGCGCUCCUUCCUCACCAAGAAGCUCAACAUCACAGGGAAGAGGGUGAACCUGGCCAUCUGGGAUACAGCAGGUCAGGAGCGCUUCCACGCCUUAGGUCCCAUCUACUACAGAGACUCCAACGGAGCCAUAUUGGUCUAUGACAUCACAGAUGAGGACUCUUUCCAGAAGGUGAAAAACUGGGUCAAAGAAUUGAGGAAAAUGUUGGGGAAUGAGAUUUGUUUAUGUAUAGUAGGUAAGUUAUUGCAGACCAUAGCAAACUUUUCACUUUUCAACACUUCUUUUAUAGUUUAUCACAUUUCACCCUGUAAAUGGAUCAAUCUUGGGUAGGGUAGCCUAGUGGUUAG
Messenger RNA from Oncorhynchus gorbuscha (pink salmon), 409 nucleotides. RefSeq names its product ras-related protein Rab-21-like. Lineage: Eukaryota; Metazoa; Chordata; Actinopteri; Salmoniformes; Salmonidae. The record is from RefSeq and is a predicted model, not a curated record. Gene Ontology annotation, molecular function: GTP binding; GTPase activity. Bases 45 to 392 code for a protein of 115 amino acids. The transcript has 3 exons. Gene Ontology annotation, cellular component: endomembrane system; early endosome. Gene Ontology annotation, biological process: intracellular protein transport.